UCAGACGCGGCAGGUGCUCGGUUAACUGUUUCUAUUUUGCCCAACAAACAACACACACAGUGCCUGAGAAUUCGCGAUCAUCGUCAUCAGCAUCAUAAUAAUAUAAAAAGUUUAUUUUUUUUGUUUUAUUAAUUCGUUUUUAAUAAGCCACCAAGCCAGCUGCUUCGAUUAUUGUUAUUGUUAUAUACGUUUUUUUUUUUAUUGUGCAUAGUUUUGCAUAAAUACCUUGAAGUUAACGUUGAAACAUAUUUUUAAAAUACUGUUUUUAUUGUGUACUCGAACCUCGCUCAAUGUUCAGACGUGAUAGUUUUCAUUAAUUGAAUUGUACUGUAUUAUUAUUAUUAUUUCGUGAAUCGCUUCGAAUCGAAAGGUGUCAAAAUGAGAUUCAUACUAAGCAAGAAGUUCGUUAUAUGGCUGGUGAUUGCCGCCCUAAUGGUCACGGGUUUGACACUGGGCCUCGUCUUUGGUUUAAGAUCGCGUGAGACGCGAUACAUCACUGGCGCCGUCGUCUCCAAUGGCAUCGGUUGUGCCGAGGUCGGUGGCACUAUGCUCAAGGAUGGCGGCUCCGCUGUGGAUGCUGCGAUUGCCACGCUCCUCUGCGAGGGCAUCAUGUUGCCCCAUUCGAUGGGCAUUGGCGGCGGUUUUGUGGCCACGAUUUACACGCGACGCACUCGGAAAGUGGAGACGGUGAUUGCCCGCGAAUCGGCGCCAGCUGCAGCCCACAAGGAGAUGUUUGUGGGUCAGGAGUCGGUGACGGGUGCCACGGCGGGCGCUGUGCCCGGCGAGAUUCUUGGCUAUUGGGAGAUGCAUCAGAAGUACGGACGUCUGCCGUGGAAGAAUCUCUUUCAGCCAUCGAUAAAAUUGGCACGCGAAGGACAUGUGGUGUCGCGUUAUUUGGCCGCUGCGAUUAAAUCGAGACUCACCCAAAUCCAAAAUGAUCCGGGACUAUCGCAAAUGUUCCUCAACGAGCAGGGCGAGCCCUAUGAGGAGCAUGAUUAUAUGAAGCGCACCUCCUUGGCCAAUACGCUCGAGCGUAUUGCCAACAAUGGAGCUGGCGAGAUUUACGAUGGCGGCGAGACGGGCGUCAAGUUUGUCGAGGAUAUUCAGAAACUGGGUGGUAUUAUCACUGUGGAUGAUCUUAAGAACUUUAAAGUGCGCUGGGAAAGCGAUGGUCAUAUCUCGGCCAAUGUAACGGGUGGCUUCACGCUCUACACGACGCCUCUGCCCUCGAGUGGUCCCGUCCUGGCCUUCAUACUGAAUGUGAUGAGCGAAUUGUAUGCGAGUGACGAAGCCGUCUAUUGGCAGCGUGCGGUGGAGACCUUCAAGCAUGCUUACGGUCAGCGAACCAAUCUGGGUGACUAUGAGAACGAUCCGGAGUAUGGUCAGAGCAUUAAGGAGCAGCUGGAGAAGAUCCUUGGCGAUGAGUUGGCCACGAGUGUGCGACAAUUGAUCAAGGAUGAUACAACGUCACAGGAUUAUUUGCAUUACGGUGCAAAUUUCACUGUUGAGCCCGAUCAUGGCACAGCGCAUAUGAAUGUGCUGGCUGCCAAUGGUGAUGCCGUAUCGAUAACGAGCACAAUUAACACAUACUUUGGAUCCAAGGUGGCAUCACCACAAACGGGAAUUAUCUUGAACGAUGAGAUGGACGAUUUCUCCACGCCAGGCGUCAUCAACGGCUUUGGUGUGCCAGCGUCGCCCGCGAAUUACAUUUAUCCACAUAAGCGUCCCAUGUCUUCGAUGAAUCCUUGCAUCAUUGUCGAUGCCAAUGGCGAUGUGCGUCUACUUGUCGGUGCUGCUGGCGGCACCAAGAUCACAACGAGUGUGGCAGCGGUAAUAAUGAAGUAUCUCAUACGCCACGAGGGCAUGAACCGGGCAGUCAAUGAUGGUCGGCUGCAUCAUCAGUUGAUACCGAUGGUGGUCGACUAUGAGGAAGAUGUCAGUGAGGAGAUUAUCGAAUAUCUGAGAAAGGUCGGACACGUGAUGACCGAUAAUCCCGGCGAUGGUGGAUUUGCGGCUGUGACCGCAAUUGGUGCGCUCAAUGAGCCGGAGCCAUUCUUUGAUCGCCGUCGAGUUGGCAGCGUUCUCACCGUAACGGCGACAAACAAAAUGCAGCAUUAGUGCGUUGAUGUCGCUAACAGAAGCGUUCGAAUGGGCAUAUAUGUAUGAUUGUACAUACAUAUAUACAAUAUAUAUAUGCUGAAUGGCCCGAUUGGCGAUUUGCCAUUUUAUUUAUUGAACUAUAAUUCUAGUAUAUAAAACAUGUAUAGUUAACGCGACCUGUAAAUAUGUUAACUGGGAACUGUACACAUGUAUACAUACACCCCUUCCCACCCCACAUAUAUAAUUAUUAAUUGUAAAAUUUUGUAAUGUAUAAAAAUGAUGUAAAUAAAUAAAUGUUAAUUCUCGAA
This is a messenger RNA of Drosophila albomicans, 2408 nucleotides long. RefSeq names its product scoloptoxin SSD14. Gene Ontology annotation, cellular component: plasma membrane. Gene Ontology annotation, biological process: glutathione catabolic process. The transcript is spliced from 5 exons. The coding region runs from base 379 to 2118 and encodes 579 amino acids. Gene Ontology annotation, molecular function: glutathione gamma-glutamate hydrolase. NCBI's taxonomy places the organism in Eukaryota, Metazoa, Arthropoda, Insecta, Diptera, Drosophilidae. The record is from RefSeq and is a predicted model, not a curated record.